This is a messenger RNA of Sinocyclocheilus rhinocerous, 486 nucleotides long. RefSeq names its product receptor-transporting protein 2-like. Gene Ontology annotation, molecular function: olfactory receptor binding. The record is from RefSeq and is a predicted model, not a curated record. The transcript is spliced from 2 exons. Lineage: Eukaryota; Metazoa; Chordata; Actinopteri; Cypriniformes; Cyprinidae. Gene Ontology annotation, biological process: protein insertion into membrane; protein targeting to membrane. Bases 1 to 486 code for a protein of 161 amino acids.
AUGAUAUUGCUGUGGAACAGUUCUUUACAGAAGAAAGCAAGUGAUCUUCAUGGUGACACCUGGAAUAUUGAAACUGAUCAGACUAUUGUGGAAAACAGUCUAGCUCCUAAUUGGCACCAGUACAUUUCUGGCUCCUUUGCAGAUUUCAGGUGUUCUCUUUGUAGAAGAACCUGGGGGUCUAGUAGAGUGCAGGUGGUGUUUCAUUUCCAUCUGAACACAGCAAGCAGACAGGGAAUCUUUACACUACGAUGCUACAAACAGGAGUGUAGGACGUGCAAUGAAGCUCAGUGGGAGGAUCCAAACUUCCCAGUAGAGAACAUUGAUGUGCUAGUUGAGAGACUGGUUAAAAAGAUCCGCAGGAAAUGCUAUGGAGAAGACCUGGGUCAAACGAACAGAUCCUCAGUGUUUGGUGGAAGAUUUAAUGGGCCACAUGAAAGUGCUCACUGUGAAGCCUGUCGGCUUGGCAUCUGCAGUCAAGCCAACUGA